Molecule: messenger RNA, 885 nt
Organism: Tilletiopsis washingtonensis
Lineage: Eukaryota; Fungi; Basidiomycota; Exobasidiomycetes; Entylomatales
Exons: 4
Coding region: 1-885 (294 amino acids)
Biological process (GO): retrograde vesicle-mediated transport, Golgi to endoplasmic reticulum; endoplasmic reticulum to Golgi vesicle-mediated transport; intra-Golgi vesicle-mediated transport
Cellular component (GO): COPI vesicle coat
Molecular function (GO): structural molecule activity; protein binding
Source: RefSeq, a predicted model, not a curated record
AUGUCCGACGACGCCCUCUUCACGCUGCAGUCGCACUUCCAUCGCGGCGCCUACGUCUCUGCGCUCUCCCUCGCCUCCUCCUCCGACGCCUCGCUCUCCUCUUCCCCUCGCGCAGCCCUCUACGGCGCCCGAGCCGCGCUGGCGCUCAAUGACGUCUCCAGUGCCCUCUCUCUCCUCUCCUCCUCGCCCCCCAGCUCCGCAGCCAAGGCACUCCGCUCCCUCGUGCGCUUCACCCAGGCCAAUCAGCUCGCCGAUGAAGGCGCAAUGGAGAGCGCGAUUGGCGAGAUGGAGCAGAUCAAGGAUGAAGUAGUGGUGGGCGAGCCGGAGGAAUAUGUAGUCGACAUCGCCCUCGCCACGGCCCUGGCACAGGUGCAGCGCUACGAAGAGGCACUCAUUCAUCUGGGCGUCGGAGAGGGACGCAAGGAGAUCGAGUGGUGCGUAUUUCGCGAGAGGGCGUGGCUGCGCACGGCAUUGGCAGCAAACAUUCUGCUGCGCAUCCAUCGCGCCGACUUGGCACAGAAGGAAUAUGCCGCCGCUCGGCAAUGGGCAGAUGACUCGCUUCUCAUCCAAUUGAUCGAAGCCUACCUGGGCCUGACGUCGGGCGGGCGUGCCGCUCAGCAGGCCUACUACGUGUACGACGAACUGGCGGCGGACCCGGCAUACGUCGCCAGCGCCACGGCCGUGCCGGCACUCGUGGGCAAGGCCGUCGCCAUGCUCGUGCAGGGCGAUCGCAAGGGCGCAGCAGAGACGCUGAUGCUGGCCAAGGGCUUGCUGCGCGCCGCCGCGCCCACGCACGAGCUGCUGGCGCGGCACGAUGCGGCAAACGAGGCGUUUGACGCGGCCCUCUUGCGGCGCGAGGUCGAGGGCGUUUCGCUCGGCGCUUGA